This is a messenger RNA of Astrephomene gubernaculifera, 1655 nucleotides long. Lineage: Eukaryota; Viridiplantae; Chlorophyta; Chlorophyceae; Chlamydomonadales; Astrephomenaceae. The record is from the annotation of a GenBank genome assembly.
UAAUCCUGAUACAGCCCUGCGACACUGCUCAUCGGCAGCAUAGCACCUCUUUAGUCGCUGCUUUUGCCGGGCCCACCCCGCUCAACCGGGGAGCUGAUCGUUAGGGACCCGCCGUCACCAUGAACGGUCUCGUGCUGCGUAGCCUGGGCGUGCUGUCGAGGUCUUGCGCCGGCAGCGCACCCGCUGUGGAGGGCGCCGUCCGUGCAUUCGCCUCUGGUGCCGCCCCUUCUAAGAAGGAUGUGCUCUACAACCUGAGCAACCCUGACCCGGAUGCUGAGGCCUCCGUCAAGGAGUACCUUUCCUCCCUAUACAAGGGCGCAAAGCUUGAGCCCAGCCAGGCCGAUGACUCGCUUGAGCUUACCAGCAAAAUCGAGAAGAAGUACAAGGCUGCUCAGGUUGUGGAGUAUGGCCUGCAGAACAUCAGCGUGCCCCUGGGCUACAGCAAGUCGGACCUGGCCCCAGUGAAGCGGUAUGCUGCGGAGCUGCGGACUCUCGGGAAGCAGGCUGGCUUCGAGGACGCCGCCACCGAGGUGUCUAAGCGCCUGAGCUCCACGGCCUCCACGGCUGACAGCGUCAAGGAGCUGCUGACCAAGAGCCAGUCCCUGAUGAGCGCGGACCUGUACUCGGCGCUGCUGGAGGCGGUGCAGCAGGUGGAGAACGCCACCAACGCCACCCUCACCCUGGACGGCGCCUCGCCCGCCUACAAGGAGUUCGCCAAGAAGGUCGAGGCCAUCGCCAAGGCCCAAGGCAUCCCCGCCACGCUGUUGGUGGCUGCCCAGAAGACCCCCACGGACGAGGUUGUGGCCAAGGAGUACGCCCGCUGGCAGCAGCACGCGGCCGUCAAGGACGCCAUUGCCGAGCUGGAGGCGCUCAAGGCGGACGCCACCACCCUGCUGGACAAGCACCUGGGCAAGUCCGCCGAGCAGGUGCGCAAGGAGCAGGCGGCGGCCCUGACCGCUGCCGUCAAGAAGGCGGAGGCCGCCAAGGGUGCUCCUUGGGCCGUGCAGUUCCUGGAGGACGUCAAGCGGGUGGAGUGGUUCGAUGCCUGCGUGGCGGAGAACCCCGCCGUCGGCCCCAAGGUAGCCGCGUAAGAGCAUGCUGGCUGUAGCAGUGGCAGUGCCGGGGACACAUGGAGCGGAGGAGUGCGUUCGCGGUUCUUAGCAGCAGCAAGCUUUGAUCUCCGCCCCGUUGUUCUCAGCACUGUGCCAGGAAGGUCGGAACGUGCGAGCUGUGCGAACGUGCCUAUGCGGGCUGUGCUUCGGAUGUGCGAGUUUGUUGGGAGGACUGGCGGGCUAGGGUUGGGCAGAAGGGUUGGAGGCCGCUAAGGGUUAAGGGCGGCAUCGGAGUCCAUUACAUGGGCUUAAGCCUGGCUUAUGUUCUAUCCACGCUGAAGGCAACGCCAUGGUUCAGGUGUCAGGCAGACGUGUGGGUAGACCACCAACAAUCGUUUGUCAUGGGUGUUGGCGCAUGUUCAAUGUGCCGUCCUAAGCGUGUAAACAAUUGCGGCGUGCCGUUGCUGCCUUUCCGAGGUAUAGGAGAUUUCCCCCUGCCGUUGUCUAGCCCCAAUAUGUAAGUGCAGAAAGGUUAAUGGAGUAUUGCGAUACAGCAAUAAGACGCUCACAAGAUAAUCACGUCAUAAUUGAAGCGGUCAGGAC